This is a messenger RNA of Trichophyton benhamiae CBS 112371, 1674 nucleotides long. RefSeq lists its product as uncharacterized. The record is from RefSeq and is a predicted model, not a curated record. Bases 1 to 1674 code for a protein of 557 amino acids. Gene Ontology annotation, biological process: secondary metabolic process. Lineage: Eukaryota; Fungi; Ascomycota; Eurotiomycetes; Onygenales; Arthrodermataceae. Gene Ontology annotation, molecular function: CoA-ligase activity. The transcript has 2 exons.
AUGAUCUUCGAGUCCAGGCUUGAGCUCCCUCCAGUCCCUAAUUCUGACAUAUUCAAUUACGUCUUCCAUCAUGGGCGCAGGGAAUAUCCAUCUAACCGUGUACUGUACCGUGUUGAUGGAAAAGAAGACACCCUGACGCUCGGAGAUCUGGAAAGGAAAAGCAAGCAAUUUGCGCACGCUCUCCGUACGGAAUAUGAUAUCAGGCCAGGUGAUGUUGUGGGCAUCCUGGCAAAGGACCGGAUCGAGUAUCCUAUAGCUUAUUAUGGAGCUAUAGCUAGCGGUGCAACGAUUGCGUUGAUUCCAAUUCAGAAAGAAAUGUCCGAAACCGAUGUCGCAGCCAGACUUGAGCAGGCGAGAGCCAAACUUCUGAUUACAGACUCAGAGGUUCUAUUCCUGGCCGAGGUAGCGUCGGUAUUGGCCGGGGUUGUUCCAUUAAUGACGAUGGACGCAAAUAAGGAAGGAUGGACAUGCAUGGAGGAUCUGAUCAACGUCGGAGAUCAAAAUGCAAAUGUCUUUGAGAUAACUACCGAGAAGGAGGCAGAUGAACACGAAGCAUUCAUCAACAGAACUAGUGGCUCCACUGGAACUAUGAAGUCAGUUAUUACAAGUGAUGCUCACUUCAUUGCCACAAUGGAGGCCACAAAGAGGACAAUUCCAGACAACACAGAUCCCGAUAAUGAUGUCUGGCUGUCUCCUCUGUCCCUUGGGUUCUUCAUUAAUGCUAAGUUGAUGAUGGGGUUGAACAUCAUAUUGGGUAUCCCAGUGGUUCUCGCAGAUGGCACCCUUGAUGAAUCUAAUAUUGGAGUCAUUGAACGUCAUCGUAUCACCUUCCUCUUCAUCACUCCCCCACUCGCUGCUAGGCUAGCUCGAUGUGAUGUUAGCAGCGUCGAUGUGAGCAGUGUAAAGUGGAUGCUGACUGCAGGAGCACCAAUACAUGAAAACCUAAGACGUACAGUCUCAGAUAACUUUGGAGGAGUUCACUUGACCCUAGAAUGGGCAACAUCGGAGACCAUGCUUCUUGCUAUCCAGUUGGAUGAGUCGACCAAAAAGCCCGGGUCAAGUGGUACCUUGGCAAAUGGAAUCCAGGCCAAGGUUAUCAAUACGGAGACUGGGGCAGAAUGUGGAAUAGGGGAAGAGGGAGAAAUUCUCGUCCGUAACAAGCUUGCAAGGUACAGAGGUUACAAGGACAACGAGGCCGCAAACCAGGACUUUGAUAGUGAGGGUUGGUUCCACACCAAAGAUUACGGCUAUCUCGACGAGAAUUGCAACGUCUACAUCAUAGACCGUAUCAAGGAACUCCUGAAGGUUGGUGAAGGCUAUGGAUCUCACGUUUCCGCCAGUGAACUCGAGUCAGUGAUAUUUGAACAUCCAGCUGUUGCCAGUGUGGUGGUCGUUGGUACUCGGAACUAUGACACACAGAUGGACGAGCCAUCUGCUUUCGUUAUUUUAAAGCCCGAAUAUGCCAACAACAGCAAGGUAGCAAAGAUGAGGGUUGAGCAGUUUGCGGCAGAGAAACUGACCGGUCUGAGACGUCUCACAGGAGGAAUCCACUGGCUUUCGAGCUACCCAACGACUGGCUUCAAGGUUGACCGCAAGAAGCUGAAAGCCAUGGUUCCAGGGAAACAAAAACCCAUGGCAACUGGCCUUUUUGUUCCCCCUGUUUUGGCAAACUAG